Rosa chinensis is the source of this 1893-nucleotide messenger RNA. Its product is annotated as F-box/kelch-repeat protein At3g06240. NCBI's taxonomy places the organism in Eukaryota, Viridiplantae, Streptophyta, Magnoliopsida, Rosales, Rosaceae. The record is from RefSeq and is a predicted model, not a curated record. The coding region runs from base 279 to 1493 and encodes 404 amino acids. The transcript is spliced from 2 exons. Gene Ontology annotation, molecular function: protein binding.
UGUGGUUGUCAACGCUGCGCCUGCGAAACAUUGGCUUCACUUCUCUCUUCCAUUUCUCUUCGGUGUUUACCUCCAUUGCAGAGCUUUUAGAAUUUCAGAUUCAGAUUUUGGCUUGUGAUCAAAUACUCCAAUCCCUUGGUCUGUGGCUAGAAACCAAACUAGCCAAAACCGUGGGUGGUGUUUCUUAGAGGGUUUUCUUAGUUUCAGUUAUUUGUGUUUCUGGGUCUAAGUCAAGAAGUCGGAAAACCCAGUUGAUUCUAAUCUCUACAUGUCAAUCAAUGUCGAGCUGCGUCGUGGAUCUCCCUGAAGAUAUUAUAGUAAAGAUUCUGUGCCGUUUGCCGGUCAAGUCUUUGAUCCGGUUCACUUGUGUCUCGAAACGGUGGCGUUCUCUGAUCAUUUCUGAUCCUAAAUUUGGAAAGUCUCACUUCCAAUUUGCUUCUCAGCAGAAAACCCUCCGUAGAAAAGUCCUCCUCACCUCCUACCCUGCAGUCAUAGAGCCAGGUUCGACGCCCAAUGCUUGUUACGAUGGCAGUUGGAAGAAAUGGGCUGAGGAUAAGUUCAUCACUCUAUUUCAGUCUUUAGAUGAUAAGUUUUCAGUUAAGAAUUUCACAUUCCCAUCUGAGGAGAUUGAGGAUUUGGAAGAAAUGGGCUCCUGUAAUGGUUUGGUACUUGUUGGCCGACCCUGUCGCGAUCAUUACAAGAGCUUGUUUAUCUGGAACCCAUCUACUGGAUUCUUCCGCAAGAUACCUCAUCCAAGUUUCAGGAUGAAGUCAGGUAGAUACUUUUUGAAUUAUGGUUUUGGUCAUGUGUCCGCCAGCGACGACUACAAACUUGUCUCCGUAGUGCCUGCCCCCAAUGAUAUGCUGGAAGUCCAUAUCUUCUCUCUGAGUGCCAACAUUUGGAAAGUUAUUACAGCUCCUUACUCGUCAUACCCAUGCUGGGUCAAUAGACACGGGACUUUUUCAAAUGGAGCAAUUCACUGGGUCACUCCCUGCGGAAAUAAGACUUUGGACCCAGUUAUAUAUGCUUUUAGUUUGGCCGAGGAGGAGUUCCGGCGAGUGCCAUUGCCACCUGUUUUGUGGCAAAAUGAAGAAGACAGAAAUCCGACAAAGAUAACAACUCUGGUUCAUUUAGGAGGAUACCUUUGCAUAUGGUCUCGGAAGUGUUUUGAUACUCAGGGAGGUGAAGUUUGGGCGAUGACAGAGUAUGGGGUGCCUGAAUCUUGGGUUAAACUCUUUCAAUUUAAUAUACACGAUUUCCGCAAUGUAUUUGAUGUAGAACAGAGUCCAUGGGAUCUGUGUUUUAUUACAGAAGGCGAUACGAUGGUGUUAAGACUGAAUAAGGAGUUGUUAUGGAUUGAAUGCCGUAAUGAAGAGAAGCCAGUCUGCAGUGGAAGGUAUAGGCUUGAGAAGGUACAACCUAAGCUGUCAAACCUGGCGUUUUAUUUUCGUGCGACCAUAUAUGAUGAAACUCUAGUUUCUGUAGCUGAAUGAUUAUAGUGAAUAAUUGUGGCCUGAAGACUCUAGGCCUGAAAGCCGAAGAAGCAGAAGUGAAGAGGGAAUUGCUAUCUGCAUUCAGAUGCUGCUUGGUUUAUGUUAUAACUAUUGCAAUAACUUAAUCCUUGUGUGUUUAUUUGUAAUUGAGCGGAAACUAUAUGGAGUAUGAUCUUUCAUGUUGGAGUAUGAUCUUUGUUUGCUGUACUUCUCUGAUGCUUAGUAACCACUAUUAGAAGUGGUAGUAAGAACAUGCAGCCUCAACAAUUCCCUUGUUUCUUCGUUGUAAAUAAGAAUAUUAGCUAUGAUGAGCAUAUUGUAAUUUUACUAGCUAUGACUGGCCCUAUCAAAAAUCUCAUUGCUGCUUUGUUACUAAUAAGAAUUCGAGGCUAUUGAAGUA